AUGACUGACAAUGUUUACGAAUAUGAAUCAAUUAAUCUCGACGAGCUGACCUUCCGCAUUGUCAGGCUCCUAGCUGGCACAGGAUCAGAUAUUGAGGUCGAUAUUAUCCACGCAACGUUGGAUGAUGAGGAGCGCAUUCCUUAUGAAGCCCUUUCUUACGCAUGGGGGUCGGAGCUCAAGCCAAAUGUAGUUCUUGUAAACGGAGCACAACUCGCCGUCACACACAACCUGUGGUAUACUAUGCGCGAUCUCAGAUAUGCAGACGAGGAUCGAUAUCUCUGGAUUGACGCCAUUUGCAUCAACCAGAGCAGUAACGAUGAACGAAAUCACCAAGUCAAGCAAAUGGGAGAUAUAUACAAUAAGGCCACCAGUGUCUUGUUCCAUCUUGGCCGCUCAUCAGAUAAUACGCAUGUUCUAAUGACCUCGCUCAUCGAGCUGCAGAGAAAAUCCCUAAGUGUAUUCUGGCGUCCUCAAGAUCAGCGAUGGGAGGAAGCAUGGCUCGAGACACAGUCAGCUCUAGCAGAGAGCUAUUUUGAUUUUCAUACUAGAUUGCGUCAGGGCUUGGACGAUCUUCUCGCGCGAGUCUGGUUCCGAAGGGUAUGGGUCUUACAAGAGGUCGCUAAUGCCCGCUCUGCUGUGGUGUAUUGCGGCGCAGACUCGAUUCCUUCUCGGUUCUUCCUUGCUAGCCCUCGUCUUCUUGGCGUUCAAGUCGACUCACACGUCCAGGCAGUCUUGGACAUGAUGCCGAUAAAGCGACGAGAAAGUUCGCCCUGGGGUUCAGGGCAAGACCUGUAUGACUUGCUACAACGCUUUGGUAACGCAGAAGCCUCUGACGAACGUGACAAUAUUUUUGCUCUCCUUGGCAUGUGUGCUGGUGGGAAAGGCCACGGAAGUUUCACGGCGGACUACAGCAAGGAUAUUAAGGAGACCAUCCGCGAAGCCGUUGCACCACGCGUGCCACACAUUUCAACGGUUAUUAUCAAAUCUGGAUACUCUACCCGCGCAAUUGCUGAAAAGUAG
Molecule: messenger RNA, 1020 nt
Organism: Truncatella angustata
Lineage: Eukaryota; Fungi; Ascomycota; Sordariomycetes; Amphisphaeriales; Sporocadaceae
Product: heterokaryon incompatibility protein-domain-containing protein
Exons: 2
Coding region: 1-1020 (339 amino acids)
Source: RefSeq, a predicted model, not a curated record